UGGAACUGAAAUGUGCUGUGACUUUUUGAACGAUUCUCACAUUUUGUAAGAAAUUAAAUAACGAACCUGUUCUCUAUUUCUAGAUGUAGUGACACUGCCAAUCAUCCAGUCUGUAUUAAUGGUACACUUUCCAGCCAAGCUCAGAUGGAUAGAAGGAGAAAAUAUAUUAUACUUGCGUAUAUAAUACUAGCAUAUUCUAGUACUUCUGUUCUGCUACAAUUUUGUCAUUUAAAUGUGGUUGGAUUAGGUGUAUUUGCAACUGUGGUUAUCUUGACAUCAGUUCUAGCUGCAGUUCAUAAAUAAAUUCUGCUUAGAAGUUGAUCCCUGACAGACAGGCUUGGAAACUCUGGAUAUAAGGUUAGUCUUAGGAAUGGAAAGCCUCUCUUCCAAAAGAGUUAGUCCCUUGCCUUUCAAAGGUGAAGUAAUACAGACAUUUGUGUACUUUGAUAGAGGAUUAGAAACUGAAUUUUAUGUACAGUGUUUGAAAGUCUGGAUGUGAAUUUCUGCCAUACUACCUCAUGGUAUAUAUCAGACGUGCAUGAAAAGGACUAAAGUUUCAACUGAAAUAAGAGCCCUUCUUUUAGGUGUUUUAAGUGCCUCAGCAUCUUAAGUGGAAAAGGCAGGAUGAUAGGGGAAAAGAGCAUUAUCCAUGUUUCAGAGAAGAGGAGAAUUAAGAUGCAGGAGAAUUAACUUGGCUGAGGUCACUCAGUAAAUCUGUAGCUGAGCUGGGAAUCAAACCUACAUCUCCUGGCAUCCAGUGCAGGGGUUUUAGCUUUAAGACUAUUUGGAAUAGUAAAGAUGGUUUUAAUAAGGGGGAGAAAGCUACACUUUAGUUAAUUCUAAACUUUUUUUUUUUUUAAAUGUGAUUGGGAAACAUUUAAGUAAUAACUGACAUGUAAAAUUGAUCUCUUUGGAGGUUGAGAGAAAAAUAAAAGUACAUUAGACUUUCCACAGAGUACUCAAGAAUUAGGAAACAUUUUAGGACUCUAGAAAUGUUAACUCUGUUUUUAGAUUCCUUUAUUGAUAAGUGUGGAGAGGUUUAUAUUUUUUCUCUUUUUUUUUUUUCUUCCAUAUUAAUGCACAGGAUAGGGAUUACAACUAAUUAAAGUCCUUUUGGGAGUUUUAUUCUUCAGUUUGUGAAUCCACACCUGUCAGGCAGGAUGGUAUAACAUUUGGAUUAUAAAUAUUUUAACCUGUAAAAUACUUCAGAUUAUACUGCCCAAAAGCAAGUGAGUUGCUUGGUUUCCAUGUCAUCUGUCAGUCCAAGCUUGCAGACUUGAAUACUGGUAUGACAAAACAAGGCACAAUGAGUUGUAGCAGCGUAGCUAGGUAAAGGCUUGGUUUAAUUCAAUUUCAAAAUUGUGAUUACAGUUGCUACUAUAGGUAGGUAUUGUGAAACAGGCAAAUCUUUACAAAGGGAUUUAUAUAGAUAAGGCACAUUUUACAAGACUUGUUCAUAGCAGCAAGAUUGAACAGUAUUUAAAUUGUUGCAUGUCUUAAUUUGUGUCUGAUUGGACCUGCUGGGAGUGCUGCUGAAGUGGGACGUACUUGUCAGCUGUGCCCUUAAAUAAUGUACAUGCACACAAAACUCUGUCAUUCUAGAGGAGACAGCCUUUGUAAUGCUGGGAACCAAAAUCUUCAUGCUGAAAAGAACCCCUAGACAUGCACCUUGGAGAGGAUAAUCGGGGAAACAGCUCUGGGAGGUGUCUACGAGCACCAUCUUAAGCAGCAGGCUCAGUACUGGGCUGGGGUAGGCUUCAGCGUGAGGCUGCACCACUGGGAUGACCCAGCGGUGGAGACUCUGUAGUCCUUCCCCGCACGCUUCCUUCAGCCGACAGAUGUUUUGGCUGUCCAGCAGCCUCUGUACCAGUAGAGCCUUGCUGCCAUUUACGUGAGGUAACCUCAGCAGGGGGAGGUGCAUUGGAAUUGAUGGAAAACCACCUGCAAUUCAGAUCUAAAGUUUGAUCUGGAGCCAGGGUACUUGACCUCAGAGCAUGCUUCUUGGUGCACUGAGUAUCUUUAGCCAACUUUACGCUUUAGCAAGUAGAUGGUUUUGAUGGGUAGCAACUUUCCUGAGCUUGCUUAUUAAUGAAUGUUCUUACACUGAAAUUAGAAUUGAGAAAUUUAAAAUUAACUGCUGUAGCAUGUUUUUUGCUUCUACUGUGAGUAGAUAAAAUAGAGUUUUCAAGCCAAGAAAGUUAGAUUAUACCUUUCUGCACCUUCUGUUUUCUUUUACCUUUUUGUUGCAAGGUUUGGCAUAGGCCAGUCAGUCAGUCUAUAGGAUUAAGAUCUUGUUAAUAGUGAUAAAUUGCAAUAUCUGUUCACAUUUCACAAAAUCUUAGGUUUUUUAGAAUGCUUACAGUGUUCCUGUUACCUUAAAAGGUGCUAACAAAAGCUACAAAGCAAAUCAUCUUUUUGAAGGUAUAUUGUCACCAUGGAACAAAACAGGUGUCAAAGCUUGUGGCAGUCCAGAGCUAUUGAUGAGAGGGAUGGUAAUAAUCUUAUUUUGCAGACUUUACCACUGGGCUACAGGAAAUACACAUUCUGUUAUUAAGGUCUCAAGUGCUCUGCCUGCACGGUUACCAGGCUGGCAGUCAAUAGUCAGCCAAGUAAAGUUCUUCUAUUUUCAUGCAUUGUGGCUUCAGUGACAGCAGCUGCUUGGCUGGGGCACACUAGUCGAGAGAGGUGGUCUGCUCCCUAUUGACAGGGAGGAUUUCUCCUCCCAGAAAGUCAUCUCUGUUGCCUCUCUGUGUUCCCUGGGGCUCAAGUACACUUUUAGCUGACUGGAUACCAAACAUGGAUAUUAACAGUUAACUUGAACUUUGAAUGGACCAUGUAAACUCAUCUGGCACUCUCUUAGGCUGUUCUAGCUGAGAUGCAGUCCCCUCCUGACAUACAGCCCUGGACAAUAUCUGAAGAAAAAUCUUCUGUUCAGAUUUUUGUAAUGUUUGCUUAGUGCUACAAAGUAAACCUUUUAUAAUACAGUAACUAAAAUGUGGUAAAAUACUGGUUUUGACAUAUUUCCUGGACUUGAUAUCCUGCCUCAUAAAUCUUAGGAAUUUCAAUGCCUUGUUUCACUACGUAUCAGAAUACCAGAUAAUUUUGUGGGAAGGAAUCUUGUUUUCUGCUACACAAAGCUAGUCUUAAGGAGCAACUUGGCAUCCAUGUGUUCACGCCUCACUCGUGCACGCGUUAAAACCUCUCCCCCUGCCUCUGUGCCCCUGUUGAAUCAGAAGCCUUCAGAUUUGAUGUCCUGAUUACAGACUCAAACCCGUGGCUGCUGGCGUGUGUCUUGGAACUAUGGGAUGGCACUGCUGGCACAGGGCAUCCAAAGAGCCCCCCUAAUAAGGGGGCAGUGAGGACAAGGCAAGCCAGAGAACUCUGUUCAGUCUGACCUUGCCCUUCUUUUAGUACCUGAUGGGGUGUUAAUUUUCAUUGUUAAAACAUUAGAAAGAUAAGAUAAGACUUCUACCUGUGACAUGAAAAGGCAGUUGUACCCUCUUUGCUGUGUUGGAAUAUAGAAAGAGUUUUUAAAGAACAGUCAUUUCAUUUUGGUAGUGUCUAGUGCAGUCUUGUUCAAGGUUUUGCUGCUUCCCGUCCUCGUAGAAGGUGAUUUAUCUGAACAGCAGAGACGCUAAUGAUCUCUCUCUACUUCUCUGACCUAAGUUUGCAGUUACUCUCUGCUGCUUGUUGUGAGUUACCUGACUUGUUACAGUCUUUCAGAUGGUUCAGUCUUUCUCAAAACUGAAAAGAAACAAUUUCUUAAUAAGAUAAGCCUGGGAGGCUUAGUGUCAAAAAGCAAAGUUGAUCCUUUUUACUUGUUUACUCUGUGCUAUCUUUCAAUUCAGCCGCCUUUCUUUAAAGAACUAACCUUUUGGAUAGGUACAGGAGAUACUCUUAAGAAGAAUGCUUUUGCAGGUAGUCAAUUUGAGACUGAAAACUCGCAUCAGUCCUCCUUAGUGUAAAUAGGUCAAUCCACUACGACUACAGCCGCUUCUCUAGGUUAGAAGAAUCUGUCGAAUCGCCCCGUGCAAAGCUUCCGCGCAGACUUUCCGUCCGUGGGAAGCGCGCACGGCUCGGACGGCCGUGUGCUGCAGUACCCCGUGCCGCGCACCGCGCACCUCCCCAGCCCUAGCCCUGCCCCAGAGCCAGCCUUGCCGCAGCUGCUAGCGCCAGGCGUCCCUAACCCGGCCUCCCCGCCGCUGGCCGGCGAGACCCUGCCGCUGCCGUGGGGAGGCGAAGGGGACCGUGCUCCUCCCGGCCCUGCCCCGCGCCCUCUCUGGGGGGGGGGGCAGCUGGGUGCCAGCCCCGAGGACAGGCUCCCCCGGGCUCUCUUGGCAGGUGUCGGGGCCCUGCCCCCCCCCGUGAAACGCGUGCGGGGGCUCCCCAGGGGAACUCGUCACCGGCACGGCUAAGGCACACGGAGCUGCCGAGAGGGACGCCCUGCAGCUGAAGGUCAGGAGUAACGGGGAAGGUGACGGUACCGACCGGUGCUAGAAACAUUUGCUGGACGCCUGAUUAAAAUAGGAGUUUUAGCAAGGCGGGAUAUUCCCAGCCUUACAAAGUACCAGAUAAUUCUAGCAAGAGACCAAUAUAGAAAAAACCCUUCUUCACAAAAUGGGGGAAUACAUCAAGGCAUAAUUGAAGGAGAUUUUGCACUUUGUAUCAGUUUAUAUCAUGGUUAUGAGCUGCUGCUGCAAAUGGGAGUACGGUCAUUAUUUAUCUACCUUUGUGGAAUUAUGGAUGGUUCAAAAGGGUUAACCCGUACGAAGAAUGAACUUGGUCGUAAUGAGGACUUCAUGAAGCUAUAUCAGCAGCUUAGAGACAUGUUUUCAGACACAUCUCUGGCUUCACUGAAUGGAAAUGUUUACAAGAGUAAAACAGUGUUUGAAAAUAAAAAGGAAUUUAUCUACAGCCAUCCAAAACUAAGGAAAUUGGAGGAAAUUGUAAUAGAACACUUCAAAUCCGGGAAGAAGGGAUGUUCUGAUCAAGUCACGACUGAAAGCACAUCUGUGGACGCUGUGGAUACCAGAGUGAUGAUCUUCUCAUCAUUUCGAGAUAGCGUGCAAGAAAUUGCAGAAAUGCUUUCCCGGCUCCAUCCAGUUGUUAGAGUAAUGACAUUUGUUGGCCACUCCACAGGAAAGAGCACAAAAGGCUUCACACAAAAGGAACAACUUGAGGUGGUAAAACGCUUUCGUGAAGGUGGGUAUAACACUCUGGUCUCUACCUGUGUUGGGGAAGAAGGCUUAGACAUUGGAGAAGUUGAUCUCAUCAUCUGCUUUGAUGCUCAGAAAAGUCCAAUUCGCCUCGUGCAGAGGAUGGGUCGAACGGGGCGUAGGCGUCAAGGCAGGAUCGUUGUCAUCCUCGCCGAAGGGCGGGAGGAACGGACUUACAAUCAAAGUCAGUCUAACAAAAGGAGCAUCCACAAAGCUAUUUCAGGAAACAAAAUGCUUCAUUUCUACCAGCGUAGCCCACGUAUGAUUCCAGAAGGCAUAAAUCCAAAGUUGCAUAAAAUGUUUAUUACUGCUGAAAAGUAUGAACCAAGCAGUUCAAGAAUGCUUUCCAAAGAGAGAAGGUCUAGUUCCCUCCAGCAUAAAUCUGCUCUCUUUUCCUGUGUCACUGACAAAAAGCAAAUACACGGUCACGAGAGCUGGUGUCUCUCGCCUGAGGAAUAUGAAAUAUGGGACAGACUUUACAGGAUUAAGGAAAGUGAUGGAGUAAAGGAACUGAUAGUGCCUCAAGUUCCCUUUGAAACCUUAGAAAACCUGGAAGAAAUAUCAAAGCAUGAAGAGGAGGCAACUCAUGAACUUUCUUUGUCUGAAUGGAGAAUUUGGCAGAAUCGUCCUUUUCCCACAUCUAUGGUUGAUCACUCAGAUCGUUGUUACCAUUUUAUCAGUGUUAUGGAAAUGAUAGAACUGAUGAGACAUGAACAGGGAGAUUGCAGCUAUGAACUGGAGAUUCAGCCUCACUUACGUAUGGAAGAUGUUAAUGUUCAAAGGAAUAAAAGUCAUCUUUCCAUGAUCAACUCCACAUUUGAUCAGAAAGCAUGCUCAUCUAGAAAAGACAUGGCGCACAGAUCAAAAGUAAAACCAUUUUUACCUGAUACAAAUGAUAAUGGGAGUGAAUUCUUUACCACGUUUAAAGUAACAAAAACAAAGACUCCCAAAAGAACUUCCGGAUUAAAUUUGGAAGUGCCUGUGUUGCCUACAGAUACAGAUACAGCUUCUUACUCAGAAAGGCGGCUUGCUCUGGUUGAAAAUGCUGACCAGGGCAGUCAAAAGGAUGAGGAACUAGAAGUGACAUUUGACUUAAAUGGAUUUAUUGACCUGUGUGACAACAGUGAAAGUACUAUAAUUCAUGAAAGUGCAGCAAUAAAGGAAUACAAAACUGUAGAUAAAGCUUGUAGGUCACUGGGGACGAAUGACGCAGAUUCGGGUUAUAGUAGCUUCACAGUUGAGAAAUCACCUGUGUCGUCUGACUUAUUUUAUCUUCCUGAAUCAUAUGUGGAUUCGUUUGCACUUGUGAGACCAUCUGAGGAGCCUUCUUGGUUAAAUCAAGUAUUUUCCCAUGUGAAAAGGCUUUUAUCACAAUCUCCUCCCUCUUUGAAUAAACUUCAUGAUUUUGAAAACAUGAUGAGAAAUGAAGAAACAAUAUGUCCUUUUCAAAACAUUACUUCUGAUAGUUAUUCAGAAAGACUACAGGACAAAGUCUUUCCUGCAUCUUCAGAAGUUAAUUGUUCACUGCUGCUCUUUGAAAAUCCCGAACUGAAAGUCACCAGUGAAUUGUGUGCUUCUGUAAGUACCCGUUUUUCAAAAACCGUAUCAUCUUCUGAAACUGCUGUUGUUAAUGCCAAAGAGGAACUUCACUGGAAUGACAGCUUUGAUAGUCUGUUUGCCAAUAAAGAAUUCACUGAAAUUCAAGAAUUCACUGAAAUUCAAAAGAAAACGCCAACAAUAAAUCACGCUCUGACAAAUAACCCUUCAAUUAAGUAUUUUGUUCAAAAAGAUAAAGAAGGUCUUGAAAUUAACAAGAAAAAUUUGAUUAUUGGUGAAGAGAAGAGAAUACACUUAUUUGAAGAUGAACGCAUUUAUGACACAAAUAAUGGAAUUUUUUCUCUGAGCAAUAAGCAUUUAGUCAGGUCAGAUUCAGGUGAGAGUGUUACUAGGCCAGUUGCAGAGCGAGGCUCCGAGUGGUUUCCUUCAGAGAUGUGCUGCGUGAACACUGACAAAACCUCCAAGGAGCAGCCUAUAAGCAGUAAAACCACAACCGUGGAAAUGUCAGGUGAUAUUAGUGUGACCGAGCAGUUUCUGGAUAACGAUGAUCUUUAUGACUGUUCUCUAGAACUGUUCUCUGUUAAAUUUGAUCUGGGAUUUUCCAUCGAAGAGUGUGAGAAUGAAAUCUCUGAAGAAAAUAUAAAUAUUAAUAACACCAGAAAAUUAAACGGUGCCUCAGGGAGUCAUGCAGAUGUUAAAUCCACUGAAGAUAAAAACAAAUUACUGAAUGAUAGCUCCAGACUUGAAACAUCACCAAAACGGGAUUGCACAAGUUUUGAGAGAAGAGAUAUUUCCGCACCAUUGCCAUUCCAGAGCAGGAGCAUGAAUGAUGGAGAAGGGACUGAGGAUGCUACCACUGCAGUGCCUUUCUUGAAGUCAGGAGACAGAAGAACGGGAAGUGGAUCACCUGAAGCUUUGGCCUCUGCACUCACUACCCCAACAAGUAGCAAGGUUAUGAAUAUUGAAGCUAUUAAAAGAAUUCCUAUGAAUGUCUUCUCUAGUGCCAGGGAGGAAAUUCCAGAGGUGCCUCUUACAGAUAAAGUAAACAAAAGCCCACAUAGGCAGAACUUCGGGAGUUCAGCCAUGGAUGCACUUGAUUCCCCUUUAGGAAGAACUGAAAACCUGGAAGACGCCAACCUUCAUAGUUCACGUAUGUCUCCUGCUGAAGGAGCCAGCAGUGAAAGUGAAGAAGAGAUCAUUUUCCAGAGACAAAAUAGGAAAAAAAAGAAUGUUUUGAAGUCUCCUGAUGUUAUGAAUGAUAGUGAUUUUGAAUCGCCGAUUCGCGCCAUCAGAAAACGUCGACACCCACUUAACAUGUCAGACGUGUCCAGUGAUGACAGCAUGGAUUUUCACAAGGACUCAAGUAGGACCACACAUAGCAGCUCUGCAGCCUGUAACAAAAAACAGCUAAGAAGUAUGAAACGGCAAAAGGUCAAGAGCGAUUUUACAUACAAGAAUGCAGCAAGACAGUUUCUAGAUGAAGAAGCGGAGCUGUCCCAGCAAGAUGCAGGCAGUGUUUCAUCUGAUGAGAGUGAUGACACAGAGAACGAGCUGAACUCUUCACUUGCUGAAUUCCUGAAUGAUGAUGCAGCGGUCACACAAGUGUUAAAUGACUGUGAGAUGACAGGAGUUUACCUGAAAUCUGUGCGUAGUCCAGCUCUUGGCAAUAGAUAUAAAAUGGUUCAUCGUGAAUUCAACAACAUGGAGAUUUUCUCACAGAUUCCCGAGCAAGACCAGGGUUACGCAGAAGACAGUUUCUGUGUUGGAGAGGAGGAAGAGGAAACUUGCAAAAAAAGUGAAUCUAGUGAGGAGGAAGUGUGUGUUAAUUUUGAUCUCCUAAAUAAUGAGAGUUUUACUAGUGGAAGAAAACAAUACCUCACUCGCCGCAGAAAAAAAUUAAACCAGGCCAGGAUGGAAGAGAACUACUCUGUCCCAAUGCAAAAGAAGAAACCAUCCCGAAUUAUUGUUCUCAGUGAUUCCAGCGGGGAAGAAACAAGUGUCAGCAGUGAGAAGCCCAUGAAAACAGACUGUUUCAGGGCAGAACAGGAAAAUGCUAAGUUACCCACUUUAUUGCCUUCAGUCUCUUCUGUGCAGCACAAAAAAAUUGCUGGGGAAGUCAUUGCUCAUCAGUCUGCAGAGGCUAAGAGUGAGAUGCUUCUUGGCUUGAAAGCUGCGGUAUCUGAAAUGCUGGAUUUUCACCCAGACCAUCAAGUCAGGAGCACAUGCUUUCCACCAGCUGUUGCUAGUUCUGAUCCGGGGAAAGAGGAUCUCCAGGCUGCCACUGAGGUGGAAAGUUCUUUGAAGAACCCCUGUAAGACCACUUCAGUUCCAACUUGUUCCGCUUCCACAAAACCCUCUUCAGCUACAGCUCUGUUUCCACAUGACGCUCUGGAGAAAAAGCCUUCCCUCUGUAUUCUGGUAGACAGUCGUGAGAUCUCCUCUGGAGCAGAGGUGAUUUCUUCCUUGAAGGCAGUUCACGGAGUAAAGGUGCAGGUUUGCUCGCUGAGCAGCAGCGAUUACAUUGUGAGCAACCGCAUGGCCGUGGAAAGGAAAUUUCUGUCAGAAUUACUGAACUCUGUGAACAGGAAUAAAGUCACCCAGCGGAUCCAGCGCCUGCAGAGCAUGUUUGAGAGAAUAUGUGUGAUUGUGGAAAAGGACAGGAUUAAAACAGGAGAAACGUCACGAUUUUUCCAGAGGACGCAGUACUACGAUGGUGUGCUCUCAGCCAUGGUCCAGGCAGGGGUCAAAAUUCUUUUUAGCUCGUGCCAAGAGGAAACUGCCGGUUUGCUGAAAGACCUGGCUUUGGUGGAGCAAAGAAAAAACGCUGCCAUUCGUGUGCCGACGGAGGUGGAGGGUCACAAACAGGAAAUGCUCAACUUCUACUUGAGUUUUCCUAAUCUCAGCUACCUGGCUGCUCUCAAUAUGUGCCAUUACUUUGACUCCGUGAAGAAGAUGGCCAACAGCUCCCCCUCCGACAUCGCCACUGGCGCCCAGGUCAGCCUGCAGAAGGCGGAGGAGAUCUACCGCCACCUCCACUACGGCUUUGACGUGCAGAUGCUGCCCGAGAACCUCUGCGCUAAGGGCAGAAGCAAUGCAGCUGCCAAGAGCUGAGGGGAGUGAAACUUUGGUUUCUGGACCCCCAGGCUGUUUUUUGUUUUACUGCACUUUACUGAGUUUUGAUUCACUGUAAAAUAUGUAAAUAAAUCCUUGCAGAAACAUCA
This is a messenger RNA of Aquila chrysaetos chrysaetos, 9994 nucleotides long. RefSeq names its product FA complementation group M (gene FANCM). The record is from RefSeq and is a predicted model, not a curated record. The transcript has 20 exons. The coding region runs from base 4701 to 9884 and encodes 1727 amino acids. NCBI's taxonomy places the organism in Eukaryota, Metazoa, Chordata, Aves, Accipitriformes, Accipitridae. Gene Ontology annotation, molecular function: 3'-5' DNA helicase activity; nuclease activity; four-way junction DNA binding. Gene Ontology annotation, biological process: interstrand cross-link repair; double-strand break repair via synthesis-dependent strand annealing; replication fork reversal.